UGGGCCAAGAGACAUCAGGACGAAACAAUUCUGAAGUGUAGUGUUAGUCUGAGGGAAAUUUUAAAGAGUAAUGGUAGUAGUAGGUCAUAAUUUACUAAUAAACUGGGUCGUGAGUUACAGGGCCCUUUUGAAUACCGAACAUCUGAAUCAACGCAUGCAGUCACUAGAUGGCGCACUUCUGUUGAGAAACAUUCAAAGGUCGAACGACUGUCAAAAUGGAAUCCAACUCUAAACUGGAGAAUAGUUUUAAAGUGAAACCCUAUCCAGUGGAUCUACAUGUUCGGCACUAUGACGAGUUGAGCACAGGAUAUGACGAAUACCUGUCCAGUGUCAAGUCAGGUGGUGCCCUGCCUAUCAUCCUUCCUCAUGGAGAGAAAGUGGAAGUAACUUGCGAGAACAUUGGCCGGCUUGCGUUUCUGAGAGAUGCUGAUCUAUCACAUUUCAUUCUUGCUCUCCACACACCUGAGGAUGAAACCCAAGUGGUUGCUGUGUACUUGCAAGGCGAAUGGUGGCCUGUUGGUGAUGUUUUGAAGACCUCGAACAAAUCAAGACGUGGACUUGUGUUAGUGGAGUCAGUUAUGGAGAGAGUUGUGCUUUUCAUGCUUAGUCAAGUUAUUUUUGGAAUUCUGGAAAGGCCUCUCGGAGAAGACCUGUAUUUUUCUGUUUAUUCCAUGCGGGAACAUGGCAAAAUUCUCUGGCAAAAUGGAGAAGCAGUAGGGUUUUACACCGUUAAGAAAAAAGGCAGCCUGUGUGACAGCUGCACUGGCCAGAGUUAUCAGCUCCCUGUGCUGGACUCAGUGUUUGUUCGCUCUCACUGGAGAAGGACUGGACUCGCUUUACAGAUGCUGGAGGAUUUCUGCUCGUCUCAACCCUCUGAGGCCGUUCUGGGAAUUAGCUUUCCUUUGUCUCCUGGCAUGUAUGGAGUUUGCAAGAAGUUUCUCGGGAUCCACGAAGAAGAAAGAGGCCGUCUCUAUGAGGUGGAAGCGCCGGGUGGAUGGGCUCAGAGACGCAAUGUGUGGUUAAAUAUCCAGCUGCGCGACUUUCCAAAGCACUGUGGAAAUUCAGAGCAGAGUCCACCAUACUCAUGUAGUCAGGAAAGAAGUGAAGCUAAUUUAGAGGAAGAGGGGAUUCUGCAACAAUGUGAAUCAGUCAGUCUCAAAGACACAUCAAGCUCAGGAAAGAAGCGACCUGCGGAUCAAACCAACACAGGGACUAACCUUAAAAAAGCCAGGACUUAACAUUCAUUUAUUAAAUGCAUCAAGAAAUAUUUCAGAUAUGCAAUGUACAUUUAGUCCAUAACAGAUAGCCUAAAUAUUCAAGAUUGAACUCUGUAUGCUCAUGUGCUCGUAAGUAUGUAGAUGUUAGUAGUAAGUUUGCAAUGUCUAUCUAAGAUUUGCAUUUGGAACUGCCUUAACAAUCUCAGGUAUUGUCAUACUAUAAAGCUUACAAAAACAUUUAUUGCUGAUUGCCAAAUGGUAAACAGAAAGUCAUACCAACUGUAUCUGGAUAGAAAUGAACAGGUUUCAUUGCUAUAGCCACAUAGCGGCAAAUAUUCUCUAAUUCUGACUACGUUUUAUUGAUCAUAUAAAGAAGAUGCAGCUAGACUAGAUCAAUACUCUCUCUCUAAAAAUAAAUAAAUAUAUGAUAUGCU
Molecule: messenger RNA, 1651 nt
Organism: Carassius auratus (goldfish)
Lineage: Eukaryota; Metazoa; Chordata; Actinopteri; Cypriniformes; Cyprinidae
Gene: fam169b
Product: family with sequence similarity 169 member B
Exons: 10
Coding region: 216-1238 (340 amino acids)
Source: RefSeq, a predicted model, not a curated record